Messenger RNA from Dovyalis caffra, 894 nucleotides. The record is from the annotation of a GenBank genome assembly. NCBI's taxonomy places the organism in Eukaryota, Viridiplantae, Streptophyta, Magnoliopsida, Malpighiales, Salicaceae.
AUGGGGGACGUAGUAAAGGACUUGACUGCCGGGACUGUUGGGGGUGCAGCACAGUUGAUAGUUGGCCACCCCUUCGACACAAUCAAGGUCAAGCUCCAGAGCCAGCCUGCUCCACUCCCUGGCCAAGCUCCCAAGUAUGCUGGGGCAGUGGAUGCUGUCAAGCAGACUUUAGCUGCUGAAGGCCCAAGGGGGUUAUACAAAGGUAUGGGAGCUCCACUUGCUACUGUGGCAGCCUUCAAUGCUGUUCUUUUCACAGUGAGGGGACAAAUGGAGGCAUUGCUGAGGUCUCAACCUGGUGCCCCACUUACAGUUAACCAGCAAGUUGUUGCUGGCGCAGGUGCUGGAGUUGCUGUUUCUUUUCUUGCUUGUCCCACUGAAUUGAUCAAGUGCAGGUUGCAAGCACAAAGUGCAUUGGCAAGUUCAGACUCAGCAGCGGUGGCAGUGAAGUAUGGAGGGCCAAUGGAUGUGGCCAGACAUGUUCUCAAAUCAGAAGGUGGUGUGAGGGGUCUCUUCAAGGGCUUGGUUCCUACUAUGGCACGUGAAAUUCCUGGAAAUGCUGCCAUGUUUGGUGUCUAUGAAUUGCUGAAGCAGUCUCUUGCAGGAGGCCAGGAUACUUCUCAGUUGGGAAGGGGUUCUUUGAUUCUAGCUGGUGGCUUAGCUGGUGCUUCCUUUUGGGCAUCUGUCUACCCAACUGAUGUUGUCAAAAGUGUCCUUCAGGUAGAUGAUUACAAAAAUCCCAAGUUCUCUGGCUCCAUUGAUGCAUUUAGAAAGAUCCUGGCGUCAGAAGGUAUCAAAGGCUUGUACAAGGGUUUUGGCCCUGCCAUGGGUCGAAGUGUCCCCGCGAAUGCAGCAUGCUUCUUGGCAUAUGAGGUGACAAGGUCUAGCUUAGGGUGA